AUGGUCACUUUCUCCAAGCGCAAGAGUGGUAUUUUUAAGAAGGCGCUCGAGUUGUCAAUUCUGUGUGGCAUUCAGAUUGCCAUCAUUUUAUUCUCUCCAGGUGGUAACCCUUUCACUUUUGGUUCUCCAAGUGUGGAGGCUGUGGUCAACAAUUUCCUUUAUCUGAGGGAUGAAGAACAAGAUAUAUAUGAGCCUUCGCAAAAUUAUGUGGUUUACCAGAUCAAUCAACAAAUUGAGUAUUUGAAGGACCGGAUUCAGAUGGCCGCUGAGAAGAUGGAGGUGGUUCGUAAUGAUUUGAAAAACUUGGAUCCACUUGAAGGAAAUAAUGCAAAUUUAGAGGAGCUUCAGAAGAUGAAGACUUUACUGAUUUAUUUACGUGAUUCUAUUGAUCAACAUUUGCACUAUGGCAAGGAUGCCUGGGAAAUCCUCAGGGUGGCUCAUGAAGGGACUACAAGAGUGAGAGUGUCAAGGCUUCAACUUCUCACUACUCAACUUGAGAACCUGAAGAUGAAGGAGGAUGAAACUGUAUCUGAAUUUCAUAUGAGGGUGCGAGACAUGGCAAAUGCAUCAUUUGCGCUGGGAGAACAAAUGUCUGAAGAAAAGCUUGUCAGAAAGAUUCUCAGGUCCUUACCUAAGAGACUUGAUAUGAAGGUUACAACUAUUGAGGAAGCUGAGGAUAUUGGCAAUAUAAAGGUUGAUGAACUCAUUGGUUCUUUGCAAACCUUUGAGAUGUCUCUUAAUGAAAUAUCAUAUAAGAAGAAUAAAAGCAUAAAAUUUGUGUCAAAUACUGAAGAUGAUGAGUAA
This is a messenger RNA of Lotus japonicus, 804 nucleotides long. Its product is annotated as agamous-like MADS-box protein AGL19. Lineage: Eukaryota; Viridiplantae; Streptophyta; Magnoliopsida; Fabales; Fabaceae. Gene Ontology annotation, molecular function: protein dimerization activity; DNA-binding transcription factor activity, RNA polymerase II-specific; RNA polymerase II cis-regulatory region sequence-specific DNA binding. The coding region runs from base 1 to 804 and encodes 267 amino acids. Gene Ontology annotation, biological process: positive regulation of transcription by RNA polymerase II. The transcript has 2 exons. The record is from RefSeq and is a predicted model, not a curated record.